AGCGAUGGGAUUUCCAUCAUGUGAUAGAGGCAAUGGAUGGAAAACAUUGUUAUUGACCCCCCUUUAUGCUCUGGGUCAAUGUUUUACAAUUAUAAAGGAAAUUAUAAUGUCGUCUUAUUAUUAGCUUUAAUAGAUGCUAAUUUACGUUUCAUUUAUGUUGAUGUGGAAACUAACAGCAGAGUGAGUGAUUCCGUUGUUUGGAAUAAUUAUUCCUUGAAAAAGCACUUCAAUAACAAUACUCUGCAUAUCCUUCCUCCUGCUCCAUUGCCAGGUUCAGAGGAAGAUUUUCCUUUUAUGAUAAUCGGAGCUGAAGGUUUCCUAUUAUCACAGAAACUAUUAAUACCUUAUCCAGGGCCUCAAUGUAGUAGGAGAAUAGACAGAAGAAUAUUUAAUUAUAGAUUAUCUAGAGCUCGUCGUUGUGCAGAAAAUGCUUUUGGCGUAAUGGUUGCCAUAGAAAAGGCUGUUUGUAUAAUAAAUUUAUCUUCCUAUUCUUCUGUAAUAUAUAUAUUUUUAUUCGUAAGAGUAAGAAACAAAUUAAAAAAGAAUAAGGCACAACACAAGGCGCGAACACGCAACUUGGCGAGUACUAGCACCGCGCUCAGUCUGCUGCGCUACAUCGUCGCUUGGAAGUAACUCUGCAAA
Harpegnathos saltator (Jerdon's jumping ant) is the source of this 642-nucleotide messenger RNA. RefSeq lists its product as uncharacterized. Lineage: Eukaryota; Metazoa; Arthropoda; Insecta; Hymenoptera; Formicidae. The record is from RefSeq and is a predicted model, not a curated record. The coding region runs from base 37 to 633 and encodes 198 amino acids. The transcript is spliced from 2 exons.